Molecule: messenger RNA, 745 nt
Organism: Linum tenue
Lineage: Eukaryota; Viridiplantae; Streptophyta; Magnoliopsida; Malpighiales; Linaceae
Source: the annotation of a GenBank genome assembly
CCUUAAUUGGGGAAAAAAAAAAGUUUUUGCCUCUCUGUCAUCAUCAGCUUUCCUCUUCUUCUUCGCAUGCUUGUAAUCACAUUGCUCCGAUUUCACUCCUGCUAAUCCUUUCUUUCUCCAGGGAGGCAGGGGAAAAUGUGCCCACUCCGCAUCAUUCUCGUCUUCCUCUCCGCCACUCUCGCCGGCUUCUUCCUCGUCCGCAACCUCAACUCCCCCCAAACCGCUCCUCUCCCCGACGACCUCCGCGAUUCCGACGACUCCUCCCCCGCCGCCGACGACUCAGCUACUCGAUUCUCCAAGGUCCGGUCAGCUGUGGAGUCCGGGUUCUGGACCUGCGUGGACAUGGCAAGUGGACGCUACCUCUGGAGGCACCUCACGUCUUCCUCUUCCUCGCCCAAACCUUCCAGUUCAUCCGAUUAAGUUGCAUCUCCCUCCCUGGCUUUUCAUCAAGUUUGUGAUGCUCUUAUUCCUUCGUGACUAGUUGAUCCAGCUGCUUUCAGUUUGAGGUUCUGGGAUGAGGGACUGGGAAUUCACACACCGCACAGCUCUCGUUGUGUGUUGUGGAUGCUUGUUGUUGUAGAUUUAUCAACUUGGGAAACAAACCCAUUUACAGUAUUGGUUAGAGAGAGUUGUAACCUGUAAUUAGCAGCUAGCAUUACCUUUAAUGCAUAUAAAUCUGCGACAUUUCUUGCGCACUGUGUCUUGUUACCUCGUUUCUGCACUUGGGUUUCUGUGUGUUCAUGAC